Molecule: messenger RNA, 1254 nt
Organism: Microthlaspi erraticum
Lineage: Eukaryota; Viridiplantae; Streptophyta; Magnoliopsida; Brassicales; Brassicaceae
Source: the annotation of a GenBank genome assembly
AUGUGGAAAUCCGGAGGAGAAGAUUUGCAAGGUUUCUAUCCAGUGAGAUCAGAAUGUCAAGCAGAUGUUCCAAGAACACGAUUUAAAUCAAGGGCGGGCAAAACUCUAAGUGCUAGAAGAUGGCAUGCUGCGUUCACUGAAGAUGGACAUUUGGAUAUGGAAAGAGUUCUUCGGCGUAUACAACGAGGAGGGAUUCAUCCUUCAAUCAAAGGAGAAGUUUGGGAGUUUUUGUUAGGAGGUUACGAUCCAGACAGUACGUUUGAAGAAAGGAGUAGACUGAGGAAUCACAGAAGGGAGCAGUACUAUGCUUGGAAAGAAGAAUGUAGGCAAAUGGUUCCUCUUGUUGGUAGUGGAAAGUUUGUCACAAUGGCUGUUGUUCAAGAAAGUGGGGAGCCGUUAGAAGAAUCUUCAGUAGAAAACCAAGGAUGGCUUGUGAAAGAUGCUGUAACAGACAAGCGUGUGCUUCAGUGGAUGCUUGUGUUGAGUCAAAUCGGUCUUGAUGUUGUGAGAACGGAUCGGUAUCUCUGCUUUUAUGAGAGUGAGAGUAAUCAAGCUAGACUAUGGGAUGUUCUUGCCAUAUAUACAUGGUUAAAUCCUGAUAUUGGCUAUGUUCAAGGAAUGAAUGAUAUAUGUUCACCGAUGAUAAUCCUACUCGAAGAUGAAGCUGGCGCUUUCUGGUGCUUUGAGCGUGCGAUGCGAAGACUAAGAGAAAAUUUCAGGACGACGGCGACAUCAAUGGGAGUGCAGACUCAGCUAGGUAUGCUCUCACAGGUCAUUAAAACCGUUGAUCCUCGGCUCCAUCAACAUCUUGAGGAUCUCGACGGUGGAGAGUAUCUGUUUGCUAUACGGAUGUUGAUGGUUUUGUUCAGAAGAGAGUUCUCUUUCCUUGAUGCCUUGUACCUUUGGGAGCUGAUGUGGGCAAUGGAGUAUAAUCCAAAUUUGUUUGCAUCGUAUGAACAACCAGAGAACAGAAGCAACAUGUCGGAGCACGAUCCGAGGUUAUUGAAGAAGUAUGGAAAGUUUGAGAGGAAAUAUGUAAAGAGUGGACAUAACGAGCAACACAACACGCUCGCUGUGUUCGUUGUAGCAAGUGUUCUUGAAACAAAGAACAAACGUCUCUUGAAAGAAGCUAAAGGCCUAGACGACGUCGUUCAGAUAUUGGGCGAUAUUGCAGGUAAUUUGGACGCGAGGAAAGCGUGUAAAGAAGCGUUGAAGAUUCAUGAGAAGUUCCUGAGAAAGGCUAAUAGGCAAUAG